Molecule: messenger RNA, 3376 nt
Organism: Juglans regia (Persian walnut)
Lineage: Eukaryota; Viridiplantae; Streptophyta; Magnoliopsida; Fagales; Juglandaceae
Product: small RNA 2'-O-methyltransferase
Exons: 10
Coding region: 193-3072 (959 amino acids)
Biological process (GO): RNA methylation; piRNA processing; siRNA processing
Cellular component (GO): cytoplasm; nucleus
Molecular function (GO): peptidyl-prolyl cis-trans isomerase activity; RNA methyltransferase activity; O-methyltransferase activity
Source: RefSeq, a predicted model, not a curated record
ACUAUUUAUUCUCUGAUUGGCAGACCUUUCCCUCCUUUCCCUUAAAAAGACCGUUUGAUUCUCCAAAAUUGCCUUUCCCAUAACCCCCACCAAACCCUCCGGCUCCCAAGCUUGAAGCACAUACACAACACUAAAAACCCAGAAGCUCAAGAGCCUCUUCCUCUCUCUCUGGAACCCAUUGCCCAUGUAUAGAUGAUGGAAACUGGAGGAUCCUCAGCUGUUGCAGCAAAGAAGGCAACCCUUACACCUAAAGCUAUUAUAUACCAAAAGUUUGGUGGCGAGGCUAGCUACAAUGUAGAGGAAGUACAAGAACCUGCUGAAUAUGGAUGCCCAGGAUUGGCCAUCCCACAUAAGGGGCCCUCUCUUUACCGAUGCAGCUUGCAGCUACCAGGGAUUUCUGUUGUCUCAGGAACCUUUAAGAAAAAGAAGGAUGCUGAGCAAUCUGCUGCUGAGAUGGCUAUCGAGAAGCUAGGCAUCCAAAUUUCCACAAAUAGUCUUACUCAGCAGGAAGCCUGGGAUAAACUGGUUGCUCGUGUCAAGUAUUUAUUUUCAAACGAGUUCCUCUCAAUUCUUCAUCCCCUGAGUGGUCACCUUAGAGCAGCUUUGCAGAGAGAAGGUGAAUUUAAUGGUUUGGUUCCUGUUUCUGUUAUGGCUAUCUAUGAUUCAAAGCUUAGCAAUCUUUGUAAAUUCAUUAAUCCAAAAGUGGAGUCAAAUCCAUUCUUGGUUAUACCAUUAAUUAUGAGGGCGGCAACAAGAUUAUCUGGCAUUCUUGCUACUUCUGAGGGGCAGCUUUGGAUUCGGAGGCAAAGCCCAUACCCGCCUGAGAUAAUGGAGUCUUCAAUUAGCCAACCAUCUGGCUCCCCAGAAAGCACUUUGAUUGAAGCUGUAUGUAUUCCAUGUUCAUCAGAGAAGGCUGUUGAAACUGUGACUCUUGAUGUUUCCUCCACUGGGUAUUACCUGGAUGAUAUUUCCAAAAAACUUGGUUUAACUGAUGCUGCUAAUGUUCUGAUCUCCAGGACUGUUGGUAAAACUUCUUCUGAGACAAGAUUGUACUUUGUUGCCCAUCACUUGUACAUGUUGGACCCGUCAUCCGAUCCUCUAACAGCACAAGAAGCUCUUCAUUUUGAAAGACCAUUAAAUGCAAGGGCAAGUUAUUUCUCUGGUCAUUAUAUAUAUGGAGAUGCAAUUUUGGCAUCCAUUGGAUACACCUGGAAGUCCAAAGACCUUUUCUAUGAAGAUGUAUCUGUGCAAUCAUAUUACAGGACGCUCAUAAGUAAGAUACCAUGUGGAAUUUACAAGUUGUCCAGAGAGGCAGUACUAAUGGCAGAGCUGCCUUCGGCUUUCACUACAAGAACAAAUUGGAGAGGUUCUUUACCAAGAGAUAUCUUGUGUACUUUCUGUCGCCAGCAUAGGCUAUCUGAGCCUGUCUUCUCUACUGUAACUACUCCUAUAAAAGCACUGUCUGAGUCACCAGCAUGUGGCAAGAAGUUGAAGGUUACAGAUUCAACUGAAGAAGAGAUAGAGCAUGAAAAGGGAUGUGCUAGAGAUACUGUUGCCAGGGAAUCUGUAGAAUCAGCUGUCACCUAUCAAUGUGAAGUAAAACUGUUUUCCAAGUGUCAAGAUUUGACUGUAGAGUGUUUCCCCAAAGAUUCUUUUAAGAAGCAGAAUGAUUCUGUCCAGAACACUUCCUUGAAAGUUCUCUCAUGGUUGAAUGCGUAUUUUAGGGACUUGGAUAUGACUCCAGAGAAGCUAAACAGUACUGCCAAUAGCCUUGAAAUUCGAUUCUGUGAGAAAAACUUUUUUAAGGAGUUUGCGUUGUGUAGAUCAAUUCAUAAUGUUUACCAAAGUGAGACUCAAGGUGCCAAAUUUCUAGACGAAAACCAUAUUAGUAUGCUAAAUACUUUGCCUGGACAAGGAGUUUUCUCUUUAAACAUUGAUGGUCCAGAUUCUGGUGUCUGCCCCUCCAAUGGGUGCUUGUUAUUUAUUAGUUAUUCGGUAUCUUUGGUGACAGAAAGUGGAAAUAGGAAAGAAGUUAUUGAAAGUAGUAAUGAGUUUGAGUUUGAGAUAGGGGCUGGAGCAGUAAUUCCCAACCUUGAAGUAGUUGUGACCCAGAUGUCCAUUGGUCAGUCUGCUUGUUUCAAAAUGGACAUGGCCCCCAAAGAGUUUGUUUUAGCUGCUGCUGCUGCUGUUUCUGCAAGGAGUCUUUCAUUGUUAUCUUCAAAAUCCUGCUGCUUGGAGUAUUCUCUAACUUUGUUGCGUGUAGCUGAACCUCUGGAGGACAGAAUGGAGCAGGCCCUUUUCAGCCCGCCUCUUUCGAAGCAACGUGUUGAAUAUGCUGUGAAACACAUCAGAGAAUCUUGUGCUACUACUCUGGUUGACUUUGGAUGUGGUUCUGGAAGUUUAUUGGAUUCUUUAUUAAAUUAUCCAACCACUUUGGAAAAAAUUGUUGGUAUUGAUAUUUCACAGAAGAGUCUAAGUCGCGCAGCAAAGAUACUUCAUUCAAAACUAAGCAGGAAUACCGAUGGUAAUGAGCCGAUUACAUGUGUCAAAUCUACAAUUCUUUAUGAUGGUUCUGUCACAGAUUUUGAUCCUCGAUUAUGCGGAUUUGAUAUUGGCACUUGUUUAGAGGUUAUUGAGCAUAUGGAGGAAGAUCAGGCAUUUCUGUUUGGAGAUGUGGUGCUGAGAUCUUUUUGUCCAAAGAUUCUUAUUGUUUCAACCCCAAACUAUGAGUACAAUGUGAUACUCCAGAAAGCUAAUCUAUCAAGCCAAGAAGAGGAUCCAGAUGAGAAAACCCACUCACAAUCUUGUAAAUUUCGCAACCAUGAUCACAAAUUUGAAUGGACUAGAGAGCAGUUCAACCGCUGGGCAACUGAUUUAGCAGCAAAGUACAAUUACAGUGUCGAGUUCAGUGGGGUCGGCGGAUCUGGUGACAUUGAACCAGGUUUUGCUUCCCAGAUUGCCGUCUUCCGAAGGAUGUCCCCACCCGAUGAAGAUGAACAUCUAAAAUAUACAGAUUCAGCACAUCAUCACAAAGUUAUAUGGGAGUGGAAUAGGUCAACAUAUUCUAGCUAACAAAUUACUGUCAAUUGUAUUGUCCUUUAGAAUGUGUCAGAUUGAGAUUUUGGUUUCAGUUAUCUUAGUGCAUUAGGACUCCUAGUUGGGGUAUCCAGUUUUGAUCGCAGAAAAAGUUAUGGUAAUGCAUGUGUAUGCAUGCACAUGUGGUCACAAAGUUAAUGCAAUUUGUUGUCCCUUCCCAAAUCAUGUUGCUGUUGCCUUCAGAUAUUUAUAUAGACUUACUUGGUUUUGUAAAUAUACUUACAACAUGGUGCUUGCUCGAGCUCCAUUUUUUAUUUUUUGGUAAUCAUGCUCAAGCUCC